CUUUUGCGUUGCGUUGAGUCUUUCGUAGAAACAGAGAGACAGAGAAAGAGACGGGCUACUCCAUUUUCUUGAUAAUUCUGUCAAACCCCUCCUUCAUUUUCUUCUUUUUCUUUUGUCGAAUUACGAUUUUUCUUCUCUUAUAAAUUGUUGAUCUUGAUCCAUCAAUCGAUCACUGUGAUGGCUACCACCGGCAACAAGAAUAUCAACGCUAAGUUGGUGCUUCUUGGUGAUGUUGGAGCUGGAAAGUCUAGUUUAGUGUUGCGCUUUGUUAAAGGGCAAUUUAUUGAAUUUCAGGAAUCAACCAUAGGUGCUGCCUUUUUCUCACAAACAUUGGCUGUAAAUGAUGCAACUGUAAAAUUUGAGAUUUGGGAUACAGCAGGUCAAGAGAGAUAUCAUAGCUUAGCUCCUAUGUACUACCGAGGAGCUGCUGCUGCAAUAAUUGUGUAUGAUAUUACAAACCAAGCCUCAUUUGAGCGAGCGAAAAAAUGGGUCCAAGAACUUCAAGCACAGGGAAAUCCAAAUAUGGUCAUGGCACUGGCUGGCAACAAAGCAGAUUUGCUAGAUGCGAAAAAGGUGGAAGCAGAGGAAGCACAAGCAUAUGCUCAGGAGCAUGGCCUUUUCUUCAUGGAAACCUCUGCAAAAACUGCAGCCAAUGUCAAUGACGUCUUCUAUGAGAUAGCUAAAAGGCUACCUCGAGUGCAGCCGGCACAGAACUCAUCAGGAAUGGUUCUUAUGGAUAGACCUGCAGAAAGGGUUGCAAGUACAUCUUGUUGCUCUUAAAAGACCCAGGGAACUUUUGCACGUUGCCUGCGCAGCCUUUGUGAUGCACAGUUGAAAUCAAUGUUCUAGUUAUCAAGUUUGGCUGUGGGUGUACAACUCAUUCUGAACUGUACAUGCAUGUUUGUUGAUGCUGUAUUUACUGGCCGUAAAUGAUUGUGGAUAUUGUGUUAUGUAACUAAUGGUGUGUUAUGCUUUAGUUUCAGUUGCAAAUUAACAGGGUUCAGUUGCCAGUAAUACUUUUUUUUGUUUUUUUGUUUUUUAAAAAAAUGAUUCAGUAAAACAUUUCCAUUGAGAAGCAAACAUGAUUAUAAGCUUACAAUACAUGUGACA
Quercus lobata is the source of this 1110-nucleotide messenger RNA. RefSeq names its product ras-related protein RABF2a. Bases 178 to 780 code for a protein of 200 amino acids. Gene Ontology annotation, molecular function: GTPase activity; GTP binding. The record is from RefSeq and is a predicted model, not a curated record. NCBI's taxonomy places the organism in Eukaryota, Viridiplantae, Streptophyta, Magnoliopsida, Fagales, Fagaceae. The transcript has 7 exons.